Pistacia vera is the source of this 2081-nucleotide messenger RNA. RefSeq names its product calmodulin-binding protein 60 G. Gene Ontology annotation, cellular component: nucleus. Gene Ontology annotation, biological process: regulation of salicylic acid biosynthetic process. Bases 324 to 2081 code for a protein of 585 amino acids. The transcript is spliced from 8 exons. The record is from RefSeq and is a predicted model, not a curated record. Lineage: Eukaryota; Viridiplantae; Streptophyta; Magnoliopsida; Sapindales; Anacardiaceae. Gene Ontology annotation, molecular function: DNA-binding transcription factor activity; sequence-specific DNA binding; calmodulin binding.
UUCUGGUGUUUCUUUAAUGGAGUUUGAUAGGUGAUAAGUACAAGAAGGUUGGUUGAUUCUUUGGAGUAUCCAAAUAGAUUUUGGUUUAAUUUAUUAUGCAAAUUUGUUCAUUGGUUCACAACUUUACGAGGGUAUACUCUUGACUGUUUUAUACCGCGUUUUUGGAAGUCAUUUUAGUUUUAAAAUGAAGCUUCCAUGUUGCUUCUGGGUUGCUAGUCAAUGUAAUUUAUUCCCUAUUUAAAGGGUUCUAAGCAAAAGUUUAGGGUUACGCUUGUACCAAUUUUUUUUUUGGAAAAAUCAAACUAUCUUUUCUGGAAUUUGCAAUGACACUGAAGAGGGCUUUUCAAGGUGAUGAUGGUGAUGGGUUUGGAGGUUUGAGUCCUGACACUAAGAGGAGAGUUACUUUCAAGAAAGCUGUUAUAGAUGUCAUGAAAGGGAUCUCUAUUGAUGAAAUGGUCGCCCGAAUGGAGCCAUAUCUUCGCAGAGUGGUGCGAGAUGAGGUGGAACGUGUGAUUCUGCCUUUCAUUCACCAGACUGCAAGAACUUCAUUUGAUCAAGCUGAGACAUCUGAAAAAAGUCGCGUGCGGUUGGUUUUUGAUAACAAACUGCCCUCUCCAAUCUUUACCGGCAGCAAAAUAGAAGCUGAGGAUGGGGCACCUGUUAGAAUAGCAUUGAGGGAUACAUAUAGGGGGACUGUAGUGAAGUCUGGCCCACUCUCUUCGAUGAAGAUCGAGAUCCUUGUCCUUGAUGGUGAUUUUUGUUCUGAUGACCAAGAAGAUUGGUCAGAGAAUGAAUUCAGAGCCAAACUUGUUCGUGAAAGAGAAGGUAAACGACCACUGGUGACAGGGGAGCUCACUGUUACUCUAAAAGAGGGAGUUGGUAUCAUCAGUGAUGUAGUUUUCACCGACAACUCUAGCUGGAUGAGGUGCCGGAAGUUCAGGUUAGGAGCUAGAGCUAUGCAGAGAAAUAGUGGUGAUGUAAGAAUCCAGGAAGCUAGAAGUGAAGCUUUUAUGGUGAAGGAUCAUCGCGGCGAAUUAUACAAGAAACACUAUCCUCCAUCCUUGGAUGAUGAAGUAUGGCGCUUGGAGAAAAUAGCCAAAGAUGGCACGUUUCAUGAGCGAUUGGCUGAUAAUGAAGUUAAAACCGUGAGAGAUUUCCUGCAGUUGCAUACAACUAACCCCAAGAUGCUACGCAAUAUGCUUAAUGCCCCAACCAGGACCUGGGAGACAAUUGUAGAGCAUGCUAUAACUUGUGUUGUGGAUGAUGAAAAGUUGUAUGCUCAUUCUGCAAAUGCAGAUGGGGUUAUUCUGUUGUUUAAUUCCAUCUACAAGCCUGUAGCAGCCUCAUUUGACGGCAAAGUUUAUCAGUCUAUAGAUAAUCUAAACAACUCUCAGAAGUUUUUGGUGGAAAACUUAAAGAAACAUGCUUAUAAGCAUGUGCAAGACUUUUUCGCGGUUGAUGCACGUGCCAUUUUAGGCCCUCAAAGGUGCUUAAUGGAUCUGCAGGCUGAACAAUUCAAUAGUCCAACUUCAAUUCUGCAACAUCAUGAGUUCCCAGUUGCACAAGAAAUGCUGCUGGAUCUUGACCAUGCUUCGACUUCAACCUCUAAUACUUAUCAGGCGGUAGACUGCAAUCAGUUCCAACUAUCCCUACCACAAAACAGUCAUCAUCCCGUCCAAAUGUUUAGUCCUAUGCUAAGAAACAGCUUCAAAAUGGCUGAUUUUUUCCCCAAUGAGGAAAUCAGUUGGCCUUCUGGUGGUUCUCAAGGACAAAUUGCGCCAAACUGUAACUUAGGCGUAGAGUCCAUUUCUCCGGUUCCAAUGCCAACCUGGUCUCCGAUUAAUCCCGUAUGGGAGUCAGGCAAUAGUUUUUUCCUUGCUCCAAGCAAUGAAUCCGAACUUGGCAGUGCUUCCUCUUUUCCCAACUUUGGUGUACAUAUGUCAAGGACUGGCAACCCUAGAGCAGCCUGGUGCAAGAUCAAAGCUGCUGUAAAAUGGGGAUCAGUCAGGCGCCAUGUGGCCGCCAAAAGAAUGGCAAGGCCUUUCUAUGUAAAUCAACUGCUAGGCCCUAGCAUUAAUUAA